GCGAGGCGCGGCCCGGGCCGCACGUGGGGCCUGCUCACCUCUGGGCCCGGGCCGCCUUUGCCGCCGCCCGGCCCCGUGCCCGGAGGUUGCGUUCCCUCCUCGGCGGGGCGGGGCCGCCGUGUCUGCUGAACGAUGUCCCCGCCGCCGGCGGAGGCGGUGCCCGAAGCGGUGCUGGAGCGGUGGCGGCAGUACAGCGAGAGCGAGCGGCACUGGGCUGCGCGCCGCCGCUUCAUCCUCCGCCACCUGCACAGUUAUCCCGGCGCCGCCAUCGACCGGCUGCUGGCGCUGUCCGUCCUGUGGAGCAACCACGUCUUCCUGGGCUGCAGGUAUGGCUCACAGGUCAUGGAAAAGGUUCUCAAGAUGGCAGAGGGCAUCGACAUCGGGGAGAUGCCGACGUUUGAACUGGUCCCCAGCAAGAAGCUGAAGAGACAGCGGUCCCCACCUGACAGUCCAGAGCGGAAAGAGGUUGCUGAGCCUCCCCAGAAGGUCCCUAAGUUCCGUGUGCGGCCACGUUUUGAACCCAUCCACUUCGUAGCCAGUGCUGAGAAGGAUGGCAAGAAGGAAGAUUCUCUGGACAGCCAAACACAGGAAUUGCACCAAGAAGCAAAUACAGAUGGUGUGACACGGCCAGCUGAAAACUGUAUAGAUUCUCAUUUUGAGAAUGCCCAGCGAGUGGAUCCCCACAUCUCCAACUCAGCUGGGUUUGGCUUUGCGAGCCACGCAGCGACUCCCAAUAAGGCUGUGAACAGUACGGACGUUGCCACCAGUGGCACAUUGCAGGUUUCUGUUCCUCCCUCAACUGUCCAGUCUGUAUCAGAGACUUUCCCUCCAUCUGCUAUAGUGCUGAAGCAGAGUUUUAUUGAGAAACUGUCAGCAGCUGUUUGGAAAAAUCUUGCUAACCCAGAAACAAACAUUGGGACCGAUAAAAUUAACUAUACGUAUCUCUUGACACGUUCAAUUCAGGCAUGCAAGACAAAUCCUGAAUAUAUUUAUGUUCCUCUGAAAGAAAUUGCCCCCGCCGACCUCCCAAAGAGUAAGAAGCUCCUGACAGACGGCUUUGCUUGUGAAGUACGAUGUCAGAAUGUCUACUUGACCACUGGUUACGCCGGCAGCAAAAAUGGAUCCAGGGAUCGAGCCACAGAACUGGCAGUCAAGUUGCUGCAGAAGUCUGUAGAAGUUCGGGUUGUGCAGCGGAAGUUCAGGCACACCUAUCACGAAGACCUGGUGGUGUGCCAGGCAGGUGUGAGUAGCCCAGAUUUCCCUCCUGCUCUCAAACCUCACGAGGAGUUUGUAGUAGCCAACAGGGACUGCGUCCCAGCACAGCCCGGCGCUGAACCCGCCAAAGCUUCCCCUAACACCAGCAAGCACUGGACUAGCUUUGUCCUCACUGAGAAUGCCAGCGACGCAAUAGGAAUACUUAACAAUUCUGCCUCGUACAACAAAAUGUGUGUUGAAUAUAAAUAUGACUACAUGCCCAACCGCAUGUGGCGUUGCCGAGUGUUUCUACAAGAUCACUGCUUAGCUGAGGGAUACGGCACUAAGAAGACCAGCAAGCAUGCUGCAGCUGACGAAGCGCUGAAGAUUUUGCAGAAGACGCAGUCGAAUCUAACAGCCAUCAAAAUGACCCAGGUUCAGAAAGUGGGCCGCUCAUCGCAAGGCUCUGGGAGGAAGAAGGACCUGAAGGACCUCGUGGUUUAUGAGAACUCCGAUAACCCGGUGUGCACGCUGAACGACACGGCUCAGUUCAACAAGAUGACGGUCGAGUACGUCUUCGAAAGGAUGACGGGCAUGCGAUGGAAGUGCAAGGUGCUGCUUGAAAAUGAAUUCAUCGCAGAAGCAGUUGGAGUGAAGAAAUCUGUCAAGCAUGAGGCAGCAGAGGAAGCUGUGAAAAUCCUCAAAAAGACUCAGCCAACUGUGGUUAACAAUCUGAAAAAAGGCACCAUCGAAGACGUCAUCUCCAGAAAUGAGAUCCGGGGGCGAUCGGCAGAGGAUGCUUUGAAACAGAAAAUCAAAGAAGACAACAUUGGGAAUCAAAUCUUAAGAAAGAUGGGCUGGAAGGGUGGUGGCCUCGGGAAGGAUGGCGAAGGAAUUAGAGAACCUAUUUCAGUGAAGGAGCAGUUUAAAAGGGAAGGGCUGGGGCUGGAUGUGGAGAGGGUAAAUAAAAUCGCUAAAAGAGACAUUGAGCAGAUCAUUCGAAACUAUGCCCACUCAGACAGCCACGUCGACUUGACAUUCUCUACAGAACUGACCAACGAUGAACGGAAGCAGAUACAUCAGAUUGCCCAAAAAUAUGGUCUCAAAAGUAAAUCUCAUGGCCAGGGCCAUGACAGGUACUUGGUGGUAAGCAGAAAGCGGCGCAAGGAGGAUCUGUUGGACCAGCUGAAGCAAGAAGGCCACGUUGGGCAUUAUGAGCUUAUCAUGCCUCAAGCAAAUUGAGGUUCACUGCCCGAUUUUACUGGUGAAAAUUACAAAAGACAUUUCUAGAUACCUGGUUGAAGAAAAAGAUGCUGCAUUUCUUGUUGCGUGAUACGUUAACGUUAAAAUCUUUUACUUUGCUCAUAUGAUUUCUAAAAUGUUGCUAGACAAUUAGGACUGGCCAAGUUCUAUUUGAGCACAUUAGCACAACCCAACAGCCAUCAGUAGUGCUGUUACUGUAUGUCUUUGAUAUUACUUGUUCCUUCACAUUUUAAUAGUUUUGUAAUAGCAAAAACACGUCCAACCAGAGAGAAUUGGACACCAUUUAAAAUUAUACUUCCCUUACUCUUCAUAACCUUUUU
Lagopus muta (rock ptarmigan) is the source of this 2777-nucleotide messenger RNA. RefSeq names its product NFKB repressing factor (gene NKRF). The record is from RefSeq and is a predicted model, not a curated record. Gene Ontology annotation, molecular function: nucleic acid binding. Gene Ontology annotation, cellular component: nucleoplasm; nucleolus. The transcript has 3 exons. Lineage: Eukaryota; Metazoa; Chordata; Aves; Galliformes; Phasianidae. The coding region runs from base 133 to 2436 and encodes 767 amino acids.